GCCCCAACCGGUGUCCAAGUGGAUUGGCUUCCCCAGGAAGAUGACACGAUCGAAAUGCGACACGGCGUACCAGCAGUCAAGACUGAGUUGGACAAGCCCCUUGUCGGCACAUUCGCCGAUGCAGCAGCGGCAAUGGCUUGAAACUCUUGGUCAUGAAUCAUUCUCUUGGUUUCUGCCCACCCGAGCUCACAGCCAAGGCGGCUAAGCUAUGCCCCUUAUUCUUGCGCUGUAUUUUCUAUCAAAGAUUCGUAUUGGUCGACGCAUGGCCAGGGUCCCGUCGGAUUACGGCAACAUGGGACGGAAUGGCAUGGAGUGACGACAUCUUUUUCUCUUUUCCCUCGAUACCCCUCCAAACACAGUAUGCAGACACGCUUCCCAAAAAUCCACCCACACAAAAAUCAGAGUACUCGGUAGGCUCCAAUGCCACAAACACCACACCCCAGAGAAGCAUCCACAUUCACUCACAUAUCGCUUUUUCUGUUUGUUCGUUUUUUUCUCCCCCUUCUUUCAUUUUCUAUGUCAGAACCCUGUACUUGGUUCGGAAACCCUUGUAUAAAACGUCUGGGCAACGAGGUUAUGAGAAAGGUGGACACGAUGGGCCCAAAAGACCACGAAUUAAUCAAUGAAAAAUUCCCUCUAUCCCACUUUGGAGCCCCCCUGGUUCGUACCAUGGCGGGCCAAUGAUUGCGUCUUGAAAUAUUCUUCAGCGUGUGGACCCUUUGGCAAGGAAUGUUGCAUC
Colletotrichum phormii is the source of this 739-nucleotide messenger RNA. RefSeq lists its product as uncharacterized. The transcript is spliced from 2 exons. The record is from RefSeq and is a predicted model, not a curated record. Lineage: Eukaryota; Fungi; Ascomycota; Sordariomycetes; Glomerellales; Glomerellaceae. The coding region runs from base 153 to 626 and encodes 157 amino acids.